This is a messenger RNA of Daucus carota subsp. sativus, 2458 nucleotides long. Its product is annotated as CSC1-like protein At3g54510. The transcript is spliced from 11 exons. The record is from RefSeq and is a predicted model, not a curated record. Lineage: Eukaryota; Viridiplantae; Streptophyta; Magnoliopsida; Apiales; Apiaceae. Gene Ontology annotation, cellular component: plasma membrane. The coding region runs from base 93 to 2252 and encodes 719 amino acids. Gene Ontology annotation, molecular function: calcium-activated cation channel activity.
CAAUGAUAUUCAAGUAACAGACUCAGAAAAAGUCUGCGUCAUCAUAGUAGCUGCACAGCUGCCACGUUUUAGCAAAAGGAGAUUUAAGGAGGAUGAUAACAGGGGAAAGCCUACUAGCAUCGGCAGGAAUCAACAUAGGAGUAGCUCUUAUACUCGUGACUCUUUUCUCAAUCUUUAAACGACACCGUUCCAACGCUGAUAUCUAUUAUGCUCGACGUAUCUCCCUCCAGGAAGAAGAUAAUCUUUACGUUAAUAUCCCCGUUCUCGAUCGGCGUCAAUAUUAUUUCCGGCAGUUUGUUCCUUCGUUGCAAUGGAUGAGAGACGCUCUUAAAGUCACGGAUGAUGAUAUUCUUCAGGAUUGUGGCCUUGAUCCUCUGGUUCUCAUCCGUCUCUUCAAAUUCGGGAUCAACUUAUUUGUUGUCUGCUCAGUUAUUGGUUUAUGUGUACUUCUCCCUCUCAAUUACUGCAGCAAUGAGAGGUCAUCUGAUGAUCCGCAAUCAAUGGAUCACUUCACUAUUUCGAAUAUUAGUGGAGGCUCAAACAGGCUUUGGGUGCACUAUUCAUGCCUAUGUUUUAUCACUUUAUAUGGAGUAUAUCUGAUGCACAAGGAAUACAAGCAUAUCACGGUCAAAAGGGUUCAGCAGCUACGUCUUCUACGACAUCAACCAAGUCAGUUUACAGUUCUAGUUAGAAAUAUUCCUUUCUGCGAUGAACACAAGGCUCAUGGAUGCUGUGUAGAUCACUUCUUUUCCAAGUAUCACCCUCAUACCUAUCGAUCUUGUCAAAUUUUAUAUGAAGGGAAGGAUCUUGAAGAUCUGUUGAAUCAGGCCAAAAAAUUAUCAGACAAGAUUGAAACUUUGAGGUUAAGAGCAUUGACUAAGAAACAUGUCAGUGGAUCUUCCCUGUCUCAAGCUUUUAAUGACGACACGAAAAUCGAACGGCUUGAGGAAAAACUUCAAGAGCUCCAUCAUAAGAUACGACAAACUCGAGGGAAAAAGAUGCUUGAAGAAAAGGAUAUGCCUGUUGCUUUUAUAACAUUUAGUUCGCGGCGUGGUGCUACCUUAGUUGCCCAGUCUCAGCAGCACUCAAAUCCACUCUUCUGGACCACUGAAAUGGCUCCAGAACCCAGGGAUGUUCUAUGGAGGAGUUUGGCGAUACCAUAUAAACGUUUACCACUGUAUAAAAUUACAGUCUUGGUGGCUGCAUCGCUGCUUACAAUUUUUUUCGCCAUUCCAGUGACAGCAGUUCAAGGAAUAGCGAAAUUUGAAAAACUUAAAAAAUGGUUUCCUCCUGCCAUGGCUGUGCAGUUGAUACCAGGAUUACGAUCUACAAUAACAGGCUAUCUUCCAAGUGUGAUCCUUACUGGUUGUAUAUACGUAGUUCCUUUUGCAAUGAUUGGAAUGGCUAAACUAGCAGGAUAUGUAUCAAGAAGUAGAAAGGAUAUAAAGGCUUGCAACAUGGUCUUCUACUUUUUAGUUGGAAAUGUGUUCUUCUUAAGUCUGUUAUCAGGUUCAUUACUUGAUCAAAUCGGGAAGUCUUUUAGCCAGCCCAAAGAUUUUCCUAGUCAUCUUGCAAGCGCGGUUUCUGCUCAGGCAGACUUCUUUAUGACAUAUAUCUUGACGAGUGGGUUGACAGGAUUUUCUUUGGAGAUUCUUCAGCCGGGGUUACUUGUCUUGAACUGUAUUAAACUGCAUACAUGGGGACGUGGGAAAAAUAAAAAUCCUUAUCUUUAUUCUCUGCCUUACUACCGAAUCAUCCCAUUCAUCUGUCUGUUUAUACUCAUCGGCAUGGUGUAUGCAGUCGUAGCACCAUUGCUGCUCCCUUUCCUAAUUGGCUACUUUGCUCUUGGAUAUGUUGUGUUUAUUCACCAGAUCCAGGAAGUGUAUAAAACUACAUACGAGACGUGUGGUCAAUAUUGGCCCUACAUCCAUCACUAUAUCGUUAUUGCACUUGUUAUCAUGCAAAUUACUAUGAUAGGUCUGUUUGGGAUGAAGGCAAAGCCAUCAGCAUCCUUUGCAACAAUACCCCUCCUAAUAGUUACUUUGCUUUUCAACGAGUACUGCAAGAUGCGUUUCCUUCCUACAUUUGACAAUUACUCUGUCCAGGAUGCGGCCAAAAAUGAUGAACUUGAUGAACAGAAUGGCCUGAUGGAGAGUAACUAUCAAAAAGCACUGGAUGCCUAUUGCCCUCCCUGUUUGCGGCCGGCAAGUGUUAACGAAGAAUCAAGUUUGGCGGAGCCAUUGAUUUUGUGACAUCGCCUUUUUUCUUCUUUUUUUUCUUGGUAAUGAUCGCAGCAUUUGGUCAUUAUGUUUUGCUCUAAUUCUUUCAUAGCUGGAGCUUUCAUAAGCUUGUUUAGUCACUAGAUUCAUACAUUAAUCUGAUAGAGUAGUGGACAUGAUUGUAUUAUUGGAGACCCGGAACUGAAAUACAUGUAUCAUUGUACAUGUAGCUUACUUGA